AGUUGCUGCUGCUCAGAGGGGAAAAUGGCGCAAAAAGAAGUUGAGCUGGAUCCAGAGAAACUCUCUUGUUCUAUCUGUGUUGAUCAACUGAAGGAUCCGGUGACUAUUCCCUGUGGACACAGAUACUGCAUGAAGUGUAUUGAAAGCCACUGGGAUCGAGAAGACGAGAAUGUAAUCUACAGCUGUCCUCAGUGCAGGGAGACUUUCACACCGAGACCUGUCCUAGGGAAAAGAAUCUUGUUAACAGAGAUUGUGGAGGAGCCGAAUAAGACUGGACACCAAGCUGCUGAUUACUGCUAUGCUGGAGCUGAAGAUGUAACCUGUGAUGUCUGCACUGGGAGGAAGAGGAAGGCUGUCAAGUCAUGUUUAGUCUGUCUGGCCUCUUACUGUGAAAAAGACGUUCAGCCUCACUAUGAGGCUCCAGCUUUUAAGAAACACAAGCUGGUGGAGCCCAAGAACCUCCAGGAGAACAUCUGCUCUUGUCACGAUGAGGUGAUGAAGAUAUUCUGUCGCACUGAUCAGCAGUUGAUCUGUUAUCUCUGCGCAAUGGAUGAACAUAGAGGCCACAACAAGGUCUCAGCUGCAGCAGAAAGGACCGAGAGGCAGAGAGAGCUGGAGGUGAGUCGACAAAACAUCCAGCAGAGAACCCAGGACAGAGAGAAAGAUGUGAAGCUGCUUCAACAGGAGCUGGAAAACAUCGAUAGCUCUGCUUAUAAAGCAGUGGAGGACAGUGAGAAGAUGUUCACAAAGAUGAUCCGUGUCAUCAAGAAAAAAUGCUGUGAUGUGAAGAAGCAGAUCAGCUCCCAGCAUGAGACUGAAAAGAGUCGAGUCCAAGAGGUUGUGAAAGAGCUGAAGCAGGAGAUCACUGAGUUGAAGAGCAAAGAUGCUGAGAUGAAGCAGCUGUUAGACACAGAAGAUCACAACCAGUUUCUGCACAACUACCCCUUGGUGCCAGAAGUCAGUGAGUCCAAACACUCAUCCCGCAUCAACAUCUGUCCUCAGACCUACUUUGAGGAGUUGACAGCAUCUGUGUCAGAGGUCAAAGACAAAGUACAGAAGAUUCUGAGGGAUGGAUGGACACACAAUCCACCGAAGCCAAAGACCAGAGCUGAAUUCCUGAAAUAUUCAUGCGACAUCACUCUGGAUCCAAACACGACAAACACACAGCUGGUGUCUGACGGAGACAGAAAAGUAAAGGCGGUGAGACAACUUCAGUCUUAUCCUGAUCAUUCAGACAGAUUCACUGAUUAUCGUCAGGUCCUGAGCAGAGAGAGUCUGACUGAACGUUGUUACUGGGAGGUGGAGCUGAGAGGGCUGGGAGCUGCUGUGGCGGUUUCAUACAAGGAUAUCAGCAGAGCAGCAUCUGAAAGUGAGUUUGGAUCCACUGACAAAUCUUGGGCUUUACAGUGCUACAAAGACAGUUGGGCAUUUUUGUUCAACAACGCUAAAACUUCCAUCCCAGUUCCUCAGUCCUCCAGAAUCGGAGUGUACCUGGAUUACAGUGAAGGUAUUCUGUCCUUCUACAGCGUCUCUGAAACCAUGACUCUCCUUCACAAAGUCCAGACCAAAUUCAAUCAGCCACUACAUGCCGGACUAAACCUUGUGUAUUUUGGAUCCAGUGCUGAGUUCUUUGAACCCAAAUAGACCAAAAUACAGCUGAUCUGGUUUCCAUCAUUGUACAC
Molecule: messenger RNA, 1682 nt
Organism: Stegastes partitus (bicolor damselfish)
Lineage: Eukaryota; Metazoa; Chordata; Actinopteri; Pomacentridae
Product: tripartite motif-containing protein 16-like
Exons: 1
Coding region: 25-1644 (539 amino acids)
Molecular function (GO): zinc ion binding; protein binding
Source: RefSeq, a predicted model, not a curated record